AUGGCGACAACCCAGAAGAUUCAGGUUGACCCCCAGCAAACGGGUCUCUGGAAGGUCAAGCAGACGGACGAGUCGGCCAAAAAGGCCUCUGAGCUCCUCCAACAUGAUCUCGAGACACACCAUGUCUUCUUCAACCAAAUGGGAUUUCAUAACCAUCUCGUCCAUCAGGUCCUAUCCCUCUUCGGCACAGGCGCUUCUUCCACCGUCCUACAGAAGGGCUACGACCACAAUACCAUCUACCAGCGUCCCACAGAGCCCCUCCACAGCGAUGUUGUCACGGACCUCCAGAACUGGGACCACGCCCAGCGCUAUCUCGGCCGAGAACAGCACUAUCCAGAUUUCCUGGCCUUCUUCCAGCGCGAGAUAGACGCCAGGGAGGGCAACGGGUGGCAGGCUGUGCUGUCCAAGUACGCGCUGGCGGGGACCGAGGCAGCGGACGACCUGCUGGUCCGGCUGUACGCAGGGUUCCUGCACCCGCUAAUCCAGCUCAUGUUCGGCAUGGAGUGGGCGCAGCCGGCGAUUGUGGCCGAGGCUCUGGCGCAGGCUUGUGUGCACCAGCCGAAUUUCAAAGAGGUCCUGCUGGAGGCUGAGAAGAGGGCUGAUGCGGCGUACGGGAAGAAAGGGGAGAAAGGACACAUGCCGCGCAUCGUGGCGCUGCUUGAGGAGGUGCGGGCGGACGCGAAGCUGCGGGACUCGGUGAGGAUGGCGGAUGAUAACAAGGUCCGGGAUGGGGUGCUCAAGAGGGCGCCCGAGGAGAUGACGAGGAUCAUCAGCAAGGUCAAGGUCAGGCCUGAGGACCUGGACGAGAGGACGGCUGAGAUGUUUGAUGCGAGCUUGUAUACAGCCGCGGCGGCCAGUUUCCAUGCGAACAAGGUUAACAAGUUUGACUUCUUCCUGAUCCAUCACGUCAACUCUGCCCCAAUCUUCCUGACCAUCAACGCUCAACCUUCGAUUCCAGUCGAGGUAAAAGCCCGCCUUCUCGAGUGGAAGAUCCGGUACGAUCUUAUCCAGUACGCUGCACGGGGCGUCCCUGAACUCUCGCUGGAUGACCUCAAGGCAUAUCAGCCCAAGAAGACUGAUAAGUCCUCGGUGGCAGACAUCAUGUCUCGACUGCACAACUUCGUUGAAGACGACGGACACGCCAUCAAGCUGGGGCGUGCGGCCGUCAUCUGCCAGGAGACAACAAAGAAGUACGAGGACCGGGAGUGGAUGGUGAUCAAGGGGGAUGACUUGUGGAUGAAAGUACAUCACCUAAUUGCUGACUCCGUGGAGGCGCCUGGGGAGACGUGGGUGCGGACGACAGGUCUCGAGGAGGCUUGGAGCGAUAUUCCGAACAAGUUCAAAUUGUAG
Messenger RNA from Cryphonectria parasitica EP155, 1350 nucleotides. RefSeq lists its product as uncharacterized. Gene Ontology annotation, molecular function: oxidoreductase activity. The transcript is spliced from 6 exons. Bases 1 to 1350 code for a protein of 449 amino acids. NCBI's taxonomy places the organism in Eukaryota, Fungi, Ascomycota, Sordariomycetes, Diaporthales, Cryphonectriaceae. The record is from RefSeq and is a predicted model, not a curated record.